Conger conger (European conger) is the source of this 2036-nucleotide messenger RNA. It is a transcript of the gene slc25a20, whose product is annotated as solute carrier family 25 member 20. The coding region runs from base 338 to 1243 and encodes 301 amino acids. The record is from RefSeq and is a predicted model, not a curated record. Gene Ontology annotation, biological process: carnitine transmembrane transport; mitochondrial transport. Gene Ontology annotation, cellular component: mitochondrial envelope. Lineage: Eukaryota; Metazoa; Chordata; Actinopteri; Anguilliformes; Congridae. The transcript has 9 exons. Gene Ontology annotation, molecular function: O-acyl-L-carnitine transmembrane transporter activity.
UAUUUUAGAUAUGUUGUUGUCACGACCAGUUGUACCAGAUAUUUAAUUUGGCAAAUGACUAUUGGGCGUACUUGCAAUGUAACUGUUGGCAUAUCGAUACGAACUGUAAACGGAGAAACACACAAACGAGAGGUGUUACACUGAAUUCAGUCCGGGUAACUAUUUAGGGGAAAGGUCUCCGAGUAGUUGUUUGGAGGGUGACAGUAAACUGGUUGUGUUAAUUUCAGCGCAGUUCCCCUCCGGCAGAAACGUUCUUAGCUGGCUGGCUCCGUCGAUAGGGUUGUUUGGAGUUAGCUCAACGAUAUUCUAACUGUAGUUGAUCCCGUAAACAAAUAAAAUGUCUAAACAACCGCAACCUAUCAGCCCUGGGAAGAACUUCUUCGCGGGGGGAUUCGGUGGUGUCUGUCUGGUCCUCGCUGGACACCCUCUUGACACCAUAAAGGUGCGCUUGCAGACACAGCCCAAGCCGGCCCCUGGACAGUCUCUUCUGUACUCCGGCACCUUUGAUUGCUUCAAGAAGACCAUUGUCAAAGAGGGAUUUCUGGGCUUGUAUAAGGGAAUGGCUGCUCCCAUCAUUGGAGUCACACCAAUGUUUGCUGUCUGCUUCUUUGGUUUCGGCCUGGGAAAGAAACUGCAACAGAAGCACCCAGAUGAUAUCCUGACGUAUCCUCAGCUGUUUGCUGCAGGAAUGCUCUCAGGGGUCUUCACUACCGCCAUCAUGGCUCCUGGGGAGCGAAUCAAGUGCCUGCUGCAGAUCCAGUCUGCCUCUGGGGAACUGAAGUAUGCUGGGCCAAUGGAUUGCGUGAAACAGCUGUACAGACAGAACGGCAUUCGGGGCAUCUACAAGGGAACUGCCCUCACCCUGAUGAGAGACGUACCAGCCAGUGGCAUGUACUUCAUGACUUACGAGUGGCUGAAGAACAGUCUCACCCCAGAGGGGCACAGCCCCUCUGAGCUGAGUGUCCCCAGUAUUCUGUUUGCUGGAGGAAUGGCUGGAAUCUUCAACUGGGCUGUGGCCAUCCCACCUGAUGUGCUUAAGUCCCGCUUUCAGACAGCACCUGACGGGAAGUAUCCCAAUGGCUUCCGGGACGUUCUGCGGGAACUUCUGAGGGAAGAGGGCAUGGCCUCUCUGUACAAGGGCUUCACUGCUGUAAUGCUGAGGGCAUUCCCAGCCAAUGCAGCCUGUUUCCUGGGAUUUGAAGUUGCCAUGAAGUUCCUCAACUGGGCCUUCCCAAAACUGUGAUCCCACGUGCACCUCUACGGAAGAGCUGGAAGCCACCCACAUUCACCACUGACACCCAAUGCACACACACACACACACACACACACACACACACACACACACACAUACAGUACAGACACAUGACACUGACACAAAUAGACACAAAUGGUGCACACAUGUAGAACUAACAAACAUUCCCAACCUUCACAAUGCCAGUUAACACAUACAGCACUGACGCAAGCAGUAGUUCAGUAGCAUACGGUAAACGCAUCGAGUAACACCAGGGUGUGAAAUUGAGCCAGAACGAACACACACAGACUGUGCACAGACCACAUAUCACAGCAAGCAGCAGAAAUGUACACCCAACUGCAGUACUGUUCUAGAAUGUUCACUAUUUUAGCGUUCUAUUUGUUAAUGAAGGCAUUAGUUCAAAAGCCAUCAAGAGAAUUGCAACAUGUGCCUUACUUUUCUCUGAAUGUCAGUCAGUCUAAGUACCUUUCUGUGUGUGUGUGUGUGAGCGUGUGUGAGUGUGUGCACGCACGCACGUGUGUGUGUGUGUGUGUGUGUGUGUGCCUUCUGCAGAGGAGAAGCAGGGUCUCUCCCACAUGCAGCUUGUCUGGGUAAUUGUGAGCCUGUCUAUCUCUAUCGGUCAGAUUGUGUAGUUUGCUGAGGAAAAUCACGAGACCCAUUUGGUUCAACAGAAUUUUAACCCACAUGUCACCCAAAGACUUACUUGAAGAUUCAAAUUGCAAGUAAAUGCUGAUUGUACUGUAUGUUUAAAUAAUUUAUAAAUAAAUGACCUAAUGUACAUAAA